UGUAUAUUAUAAUUUACGUUCCUCCCUCUCGUAACACUUUCCGUCGUUAAGAAUUCAUCGUUGGCAUUUUUGUUUUAAAAUAAAUAAUAAGUUUAAUUUGAAAAUGUUUUUUAUAAUUUGAAAUUUUUUCAAACAAGAAAGAAGAUAAUCAUGCAGAUAUGCCUCAAACUGAAAAAAUAAACAUCUCCGCUGCUAACUCAACCACACAAACAAGUAAUUCUGUGAAAUAUGGCGAACUAGUUAUUUUAGGCUACAAUGGAUGUUUAUUUAAUGGAGACAAAGGAAGGAGGAGAAGUAAAUUUCAAUUGUUCAAAAGACAAGUGCCAAAUGGCGUAAAAGCUGCCAAACACCACAUUGUAAAUAACCCACAGCAAUCAGAACUGAUUCAAAAUUGUCAUCAGCAUUCUGUGUCUUACACGUUGAGCAGAAGCCAGGCUGUAAUAGUUGAGUACGAUCACGAUUGCAACACAGAUAUGUUUCAGAUAGGAAGGUCAUCCGAAGAACAAAUAGAUUUUGUGGUCAUGGAUACAAUACCAGGAACUCAGAGAGGUGAUCAGUCAGUAAUAAUGCAGAGCACGAUAUCGAGGUACGCGUGUCGCAUUCUCGUGGAUAGGACUCAUCCAUAUGCUGCACGUAUUUAUGCUGCAGGUUUUGAUAAUGGAAAAAAUAUAUUUCUGGGGGAAAAAGCAACAAAGUGGUACACAGAUGGUGAAAUAGAUGGGCUAACUACAAAUGGAAUACUCAUAAUGCACCCUAUAAAUGGGUUCACAGAAAACUCCAAAACGGGUUUGUGGAGGGAGCUGUCAGUUGAAGGUGGUCUUUAUGCUCUGAGGGAGUCACGAUCUGCACCCAAUAAGGGAAAUCUAGUAUCUACGGAAAACAAUGUCUUAAAAGAUGGGACCCUGAUCGACUUGUGUGGGGCUACGUUGGUCUGGAGGUCCAAUGAAGGUCUCGUGCAAGGACCUACUUUGGUCGAGCUGGAAAAACAAAUAGAACAAAUAAAUGCUAGUCGUCCACAAUGUCCAGUCGGGCUAAACACGUUGGUUCUACCGUGCAAGAACUCAAUGACGGACAACGAAAAAGCUCCAUACGUCUACUUGAAGUGUGGUCACGUACAUGGACAGCACAGUUGGGGCAAGGGAGAUGAUCUAAACAACUGCACCUGUCCGAUGUGUAGAGAGGUGGGACCAUUCGUGAAACUGCAGCUUGGAGAAGAAACAAGCUUCUACAACGACAACGGCAUAAUAACGCACUGUUUUUCGCCUUGUGGUCACAUGGCUUCCGAAAAAACUGUCAGGUAUUGGUCCACAGUGCAAAUACCUCAUGGUUGUCUAGGAUUCCAACCGGCCUGUCCUUUCUGUGCUACCGUUCUCAACGAAUUAAAUCCGUGGGUGCGACUUAUAUUUCAAGAUAACAUGGAUUAACUUGCUUACACGGACUACAAGUUUAAAAUGUACAUAGAUGUAAAUGUACUUUAGGUUUAUGUUUCUCAAAAUUUAUGCAAUUUCACUAUUCAGUUAAAAGUUAUUCAUAACUAGCAAAUUGGAAAAAAAUCAGGAUAUAUUUCAAAUAUAAAUGAAAACAAAAUGUUGCAAUUGCUAAUAAAGUAAAAACUAAUUGCCGUAAUUGAAAAAUCGCGAUGUGAACAAAUUGAAAUAAAAUGUACAAUAUCAUGACCAAGCGUAUUUCGUUAUAGCAAAAAAACAAAUUCGAAUAUGUGAUUGUGGACCAGUAGUUGUGAAAGUAUACAAAAUUAGUUUCAACAUAAGUUUAAAUGAUUUUUAAAUCCAAUAAUAAGGUCUCUUUAAAAAAACUGCAAAUAUUUUGACAUUUAAUGUCGCUUCAGUGUUGCUUUGGUUGUCCGU
Helobdella robusta is the source of this 1865-nucleotide messenger RNA. RefSeq lists its product as hypothetical. The record is from RefSeq and is a predicted model, not a curated record. Bases 159 to 1424 code for a protein of 421 amino acids. The transcript has 10 exons. NCBI's taxonomy places the organism in Eukaryota, Metazoa, Annelida, Clitellata, Rhynchobdellida, Glossiphoniidae. Gene Ontology annotation, biological process: protein polyubiquitination; regulation of Toll signaling pathway. Gene Ontology annotation, molecular function: ubiquitin protein ligase activity; protein binding.